CUGAGGGAGCGGCGGGCGCGGCGGGCCACGAUGGAUUUCCAGCAGCUGGCCGACGUUGCGGAGAAAUGGUGCUCCAACACGCCCUUCGAGCUCAUCGCCACCGAGGACACCGAGCGCAGGAUGGAUUUCUACGCCGACCCCGGCGUCUCCUUCUACGUGCUGUGUCCGGACAACGGCUGUGGCGACAAUUUUCACGUGUGGAGCGAGAGCGAGGACUGCCUGCCUUUCUUGCAGCUAGCACAGGACUACAUCUCCUCCUGCGGCAAGAAGACACUCCACGAAGUCUUGGAAAAAGUCUUCAAGUCUUUCAGACCUUUACUGGGACUUCCGGAUGCAGACGAUGAUGCAUUUGAAGAGUACAGUGCAGACGUGGAAGAGGAGGAGCCAGAGGCGGACCACCCCCAAAUGGGGGUCAGUCAGCAGUAGACCUCCGAGGGCUCUCACUGGAGGAGGAGAGUGAGCCCUGUGGUACCUAGGUGGGCUUGCGUGCUCCUGGGUUAGCAUUUUGCAUUAGCACUCUGAAACAGGACGUCUGGCUCCCAGCAUCCAAAUUAAAAUGAAAUACCUUUUUAAUGACCACAAAAUAUCUGUGAUGAGCUUUGCUCAGAAGUGACCUGAAUUUCACUCCUGCUUCAGUGGGGUUUCUAUGGAGUUGUCUCGGUAGCCUUUGCCAUUUUGAAUUUAGAGUCCAUUUUGUGGCUGACUAUUCUCUCUUGAGUUUAUGUUGGAGAAUUAACAUUCGCUGACUCGAAUGUAGAGAACUCUGAAUGUAUUAAGGAUGUGCUUUGAGUCCUCACAGGUGACCUUACUGAGGGAAAGCAUGGCAGAGAAGAAAUGCAGUCUGCACUUUUUAUGUACUUUUUAAGUGUCUGCAAGUGAAAGGUUUUGCUUAUAAAGCAUGAGUUUUAAUAUCUAGUCAUUAAACUGCACAAGUGCAAAUACAAGGGCAGAAAAGGAUAAUCACGUAGCUUUGGAUUAAGAGGGUAAGAGAGACGGAGAAGCCUUUAGGUGUUUUGCCAUUACAGGAGUACCUGGGUAUGUAGCAACUGGUUCACGGUUAGGUGUAAAUGUAACUUGCUUAUUCAGUUGUUUCAAAACAUGCUAAUUCCAAAGCCACUUUAAAAGUCUAAUCAUGGAAAUAUAAAUGGGUUGAAAGACAUAAAUUAUCGAUUUCUUGAAAAUGUUUAUAAACCGUCCCAUAUAUGAAAUGAAGCAUUUAUUUACCUUCUCUCUUUAUAAUGACAUGGCAACUUGAUAAAUCAUGGAAACAUCCAGAAACCAAGUGCCACUUACUUAAACUUUGAAGCCAUACAUAAAUUUAUGAGGAACAUAAACCAGGAUAAAAAGUUUUUAAAAAUAUGAUGGAAUCCCUCUUUACUUUCUUAAUCUUUUAUUAAAAAAAAAAAAAGAAAAGGAUCCCAUUGUGUAACUUAUUAAAAAAUUGUAAUCAAGUACUUCGAGGGACCUUAUUCACAGUAAAUUUUUAAAGGGACGUGAAAGCAGGAAUCUUUUAAUCAUGGGCUGGCAUGGUUAAAAGAGGGGACAUCUUAAUGAUCAAGAUACUCAGACAACUCACAGAAACAACAGUAAUUGAAUACUGCUGUCAUCAUUUAGCCAAAAACUACUUACUAGGGAAAUCCUUUGUGAUGCUAAUAUGGAAUUAUUUGAAACAUUCAUUUUCUUGGACCCUUCUGCAUCUCUGGUUUUAAUAACUUACGAUGUGGAAUGCCUCCUUUACAACACUUUACUAAACCUAGCAUCUGGGGUGGGAAUGUUUUAAAUGUGCACACACAUGCCCAUUAGGUUGUCGAAGUUUUGAAUUUUGAAAACAGCAGCAGCAGCAGAGGCCACAGAACUUAUGGGAGUCUUGUAUAUCUUCCAGGCAUGUCGGUGUAGACCUGAUUGUCUCCACAUUUUCUGUUUAAUUGACUGGUGCUGUGCGGAGUUUGGCUGCUCCUGGUAAAACAGUGUACUGCAGUUUUAAGUCAUCGGGUAAAAUAAUACCACAGUGGUUUCCAUCUGUGCUUCAGUACUCACAUCUGUUCUUUUCUUGGAAAAACAUAUCAAAGGUUAAUUUCAAGUAAAAUGACUUUCCUUCCCGGUAGCCUGUUAGCAAAACAAAACUUAGCAUUUUGUUGGGGUGAGCACAUCCCACCUUCGCAGCCCUGCCUGCGUUCUGAGUGGCCCUGUUUAUGAGCAAAGGUGAUUGGGAGCCAUAGGUUAUGUGUUAAUAGGUACCGCCCAGGGGUGGUAACCUCCAUUUUAACACAGUAGGCUGCAAGAGUGACUUCUGCACCUGAAAUCGAGAAGCUUGACUAGCUUGCUCCAUUGGAAGGUAAACUGGAAUUUUAUAAAAUUUUAUAGGCUGAAAAUCUAAAUUUACAUAUGUUUGGAAAUUGAAUGGAUAUUAUCAUAAAAUGUAUUUUAUCGAAAAAGUGUUUAGACUUUGACCAAAUACAUGUUGGUAUUAUCAUGUUAAUGUUCUCUGUUUAUAAAAACUAAGCUGAGAUAGACUCAGCCAUUCAGUGGGUUGAUGAGAAUUCUGGUCUUUGUUCCGGCCCAGGAGUAGGGCAUAGAGAACAUAGCUGUAUGUUACUUAUUUUGCAUGGCAAAACCCAAAAGGCAUUAACAAAUAGGAUUGUUUCCUCCAAAACUCCCUUUUCUCCAAUUGCCUGCGUAUCCCCCCAGUGCUUGCACACGUGCACACGCACACACUCCUUCCUGCACUGUGGAUACUCCUACCAGGGCUGUGCUGGUGCAGGGCCUCACCCGGUGGGCAGUGAGGUCAGGCAGCCGUGGUUUCUGCUGUGCAGAUGGUUCCGUGCUGAAUCGUGCUCCUGACCUUCCCCACAUACAAACGCUCACCACGAGGCGGCAGCAGGGUGGUGGGAGGAGCACCACCUGGGACGUAGGAGAGACACCCGGGUUCUAGUCUGGACUCUGCCAUUGACUGCAUGACCUUGACAAGUCACCUAACCAGUCUGUGAACAAAGGGUUUGUGCCCUUCCAGCUGUAAACACUGCCUGCUCUGCCUGCCUCGUGGGAGCAGCAGUCAGGGACACUCUUGGGGACACAAGAAGGAAAUACAUCUGGGAUCUUGGCACGAUGCUGUCCUUAGGAUGUUGGCCCCAGAACUACCUUAGAACAUGUUGAUUUGUGAGUGUCUAGACCCCCAGGACCCAAUCCUGGGGGGCUGACGAAAUUCUGUUCCUUAGACGAGAGGGUACAGGGAGGCCCCGGAAGACAUCUUUGUCUCAAUCGUACAGGCUCUGCCUGUGGGAGGCACAACUUUUCCUUGUCCCCUGGCAGACUGGGGCUUUGGAAAUGGUCUGCAUGUAACCUAACUGAGAGGAGAUUUGCAUGAAGGGUAGCUGGGAGAGUGAAAGAUGAGUACUGUUACUUUUUUGCCAUGUCAUCUAGUAGGGAGAAGGCGACAGUGAAAGUAAAGAGAACCUGAAUGAGAGAGAGAGCGCAUGGGGAGUGCUUGACUGCACGGUGCUUGCUGUGGGCCAGGUGUGAAACUGGAGCUCACCCUGUGAUAACGUUACAAAACCGCCAUCCUGGGUUUGAGUGAAUGAUGGAGACAUUUUUCCUAGGCCUACCUGGGUGCUUUCCUCUGCCCGAUAACAUGGAGCAGGCUUCAGGGAAUCAGUGACUUACGGAGCCAGGGAGGGAGGUGAGGUCCCCGCAGUGCCUGCCACCACCAUGGAUUCAGUUGCACUAAGGUGUCCACUCAUGACUCCCUGGCCCAUCACAGCACAUGGUGCAUUUUGUUUUUCCACGGCUGGAACAUGAUUCUCCGUGUGUCCUGGUACCAGAAUUAGGUUUCCAGUGUACUUAAAUGAAAACCUCUCUCCUCUGGUAGUUGCUAUCAUUUUUCACGUGUAAACAGAAACCAUUCUCUAGCACAAUAUGUCUCUGAAUAUUGUUUCUGUUUCAUAAGAGCACAAAGUAUAUGGACCUAAGGGAGCUGUGAUCCCAAGCGUCAUCAGAAUUUAUAUUUUAGGAAUAUGCCUAGCAUGGUAAAAUUCACAAGUUGGGAAACUGAUGUGAACAAAUCCGAUUUCCCACAGAGAGGCACGAAGGAAUAGGCAGGACUUAAUUUGGGGUUGGGGGAGAGGAAUAAGGCAGAAUGAGAGAGUCGGGGCCUGACAGUUACCAUGUGAGACCCAGGAACACUGUUUCCAUGGCCCUCUCACGAGGGGCCUUCUGUCCUCGAAGGGACUGACUGUGUUGAGAGGCAGAGCCUUGUAUUGGCAGUGGCUUUGUGACUUUGAAAAUGGCCCCCAGCCAAGGAUGUCCUGCUAAUCUGGUGGAGUUCUUUCCCUCCAUAAAACCAGCUGCCAGCCAGAGAAGCCUGUCUGUGCAGACAGAUCUGAGAGGGGCUCCAAUCCCCUGGCAGGUAAACCCUGAGCCAUGUUUGGGUCUCAGUGGUGGCUGGGAGGAGGCUGUGGUCAGGAAUGCCCCCUCAGGCUAGAAGGCAGGGCCCCCCUACUCUGGCUUGCUUCAAGGUUGUAGAAAGAGCACAAUUCAAACUCAAGCGGAUCUCAGACCCCCCCUUCCCUCCAGUGAGUGUUCAACUCCAAGGAGAUGCCAUUGCUAAUUGCUUAGUCUUCAGAGAAGCCUAAAUUUUUUUUAAAAUUAAAAACUAAUCCUCUUUCAUAAAGACCCAAUCAAUUAUCCUGGUUUUGUAAUAACAGAUAUGACACAAGAAGUUGAAGUCUUUGAUUUUAUAGAGUAAUUCUAAACCUUGCCAGAAUACCAGCAGCCUGUGGUGUCCAUGGUAAUGCGGUGUCCAUGGUAAAAUAUCUAUAGCUCCUGCUCACUGGGCACAUUGUUAAAUAAUAUGUUGUCUUUUAUAUUUUUAUUUAAAUUUGGAUUACAAAAAUACAGUAUCUGCGAGCAUUUCAUAUUAGAAACCCCAUUUAAAGCACUAUAAGGCUGAACGGGCACAGGCAAUUAAAAGUGUGUGCCAGGCCACAUAAAAAUAAACAUUUCAUUUGCUUAGAACUGUAUUCGGGUUGUUUGGUACCGGAGAGAAGGCUGACGGUUCUUUGUGAACUGCCUUUUCCCCUUUUCCUGGUGUGGUGUUUUGUUUUGUUUUUGUUUCUCCAGAUUCAUACCCCCCCCCCCAGCACCUUCUGAUUUGUAGGCAGGUGAAGAUGCUGAGCAGCUCUGUGCCAUAUCGGCUUUUGAGCGGGGUAGAAAUCUCCAGUGGGAGGGCAGAUCUGAACUCUCUGCCACGCAGUCUUAAUUUGUGUGUGAGAGCAAAAUUUAGCCAUCUACACAAGAGGCAAAAGCAAGGAACAGUUGUUGGGGUUUUUUUUAGGCAAGAAAUGUUUCGUGUAGGGUAUGUGUGCUUUCUUUGCCUUCAUAUUUCCUUUCAAAGAAAUCUCUUGUAAAUUACAAAACUGUGAAAUGGGUUGCCAAAAAUUGUCACCCUUUGUUAGAUGCUUCAAACAGUGUAAAUCCUAGAUUGAACCCCACCCUCUCCCGCACCCCACCUCCCCUGAGAGGGAGGGCCUCAUCCCACGAUGAAAUUACCAUACGCUUGCUAUUAAAGAGCCUUCCAAACUC
Molecule: messenger RNA, 5577 nt
Organism: Lemur catta (Ring-tailed lemur)
Lineage: Eukaryota; Metazoa; Chordata; Mammalia; Primates; Lemuridae
Gene: MTURN
Product: maturin, neural progenitor differentiation regulator homolog
Exons: 3
Coding region: 31-426 (131 amino acids)
Biological process (GO): regulation of signaling; positive regulation of megakaryocyte differentiation
Cellular component (GO): cytoplasm
Source: RefSeq, a predicted model, not a curated record